Molecule: messenger RNA, 1728 nt
Organism: Mucor mucedo
Lineage: Eukaryota; Fungi; Mucoromycota; Mucoromycetes; Mucorales; Mucoraceae
Product: high mobility group box domain-containing protein
Exons: 5
Coding region: 204-1613 (469 amino acids)
Source: RefSeq, a predicted model, not a curated record
AAAAAAAAAAAAAGGACGGGUAUUCAUUAAAGAAAACGGAUAAUUGCACGCCUUUUCCAAAUACAGAAUACUUCUCUGCAUCACAUUACUCUCUCUCUUUUUAUUUUUUUUCUUUCUUUUUCUUUCUCACCCUCUCUCUCUCUUUCUUCUUUUUUUAUAACUUUUUAUCAAUUGUUCUUGUACGCUUUUGUUCUUUCAAAGCCAUGUCUGAACAAAAUUUAUUAUACAACAACCUGUUCAAAAAUAAUGGCUACACGUUUGAAUUCCCCAUUGUAUCAGCAGCGCCCCCGCAAAGACAGGUUGCAACGAAACCGAUUUAUACUACGACAGCAACAACAUCACCUUAUUAUUUACCACCUAUCACACCCGCUAAUACGAACAUGACGUUCUCUUCUUUAAUGCACCAACAGAAACACUGGAAUAACGAAGCCUCACAAAUGAAAGAGCCAGAAGAACAAGCACCGACCCAUAUCGUCUCUCCAGAAGCAAUUCGAGAAGCGCUAAAAGAAGAAAAAGAAGAAGCCCUCGGUCAUUGUCAAAAACCUUUCUCUCAAUAUACUUCUUUCCAUGCAUUAAAACAACGUCGGUUUUCGGACCAUUCUCCACCGAGUUUUUCGAUCCCUUUCAGUCCGGUACCCAAUUACAAUCACGAUGAAGAGGACGAAGAAGAGGAAGAGGAGGAGGAAGAACCUGAAUCUCCCUUUCCAAUUCAUCAUCACCAUCAACAGCAGGCAGACGAUAGCAAAAAACUACUAGCAGGCGAGAAACUAAAAAGGCCUCCCAAUGCCUACCUGUUAUUUAACAGAGAUAUGCGUCGUAAAUUACUAAAAGCCUCUCCCAAAAUGACCGUGGCCGAAAUCAGCAAAGAAGUUGGAGACUGGUGGAAAGCCCUGCCCGACGACAAAAGAGACUAUUAUGUGCGCGAGGCUUCGAUACUAAAGCAAGAACAUUUAAAAAAGUAUCCAGAUUUUAUUUAUACCCGGAGGUCUAAAGCCGAAUUAGCAGAAGCGAAAAAGACCUCAAAACUCGGUAGAAAAUCCAAACCUAUUGUGCAAAUCAUGACGACUGAAGAAGAUGAAUUAAUACAGCCUACCAUUGAUCUGAUCCUAUGCGCAACGACCACCACCACUACGACAGCAACAACAUCUAGCAAGAAAAGACCCAGAAAAGCCAUUGCACCAGGCGGUCAAAGAGACCCUCGCGGUCGUAAAAAGAAGCGCCAUAAGCACCCUUUUGCUCCCAAACAUCCCAUGUCUGCUUACCUCUACUAUUUGGCCUCUGUCUACCCCAAAGUCUCGCUCGAGUUUCCAGGCUCGACGGUAGGUCCCAUCAGUAAAUCGAUCUCCAAGACAUGGCAUGCCAUGACUGUGGAAGAACGGUUGCCAUGGAUACAAAAAGCCGAUUCGGACAAGGCUCGUUAUGCAAGAGAAAUGCAAGUGUACAUGGCCAAUAAUAAUCAAGAACAGUUACAAAAGGAACAAUUGUUACUACAGCAACAACAACAGUUACAACAAGACAUGGAUGCACAACAAACAUUGCAGCUUCAAUUACAGCAGUUACUCUCUGAAGAGGAAGAAACGGAUGAUGACGAACAUGUCGUGAACAUGGUAUAAAUAAUAAUACAUGAUUGCAUGAUGAUUGUAAUUGUCACACCGCACCCAGUCUUUUUUUUUUUUUCUGCCCUUUACUUUUUUUUAAUUACAUUCUUUUUUUUUUUUUUUUUUUUUU